This is a messenger RNA of Saprolegnia parasitica CBS 223.65, 724 nucleotides long. RefSeq lists its product as hypothetical. Bases 8 to 724 code for a protein of 238 amino acids. Lineage: Eukaryota; Oomycota; Saprolegniomycetes; Saprolegniales; Saprolegniaceae. The transcript has 3 exons. The record is from RefSeq and is a predicted model, not a curated record.
GACGCUCAUGGCGCAGCUCGAAGGGUACCGAUGCCCGAUUGUCGUGCGCACGGCGCAUAUUCAGCCCUACGACAUGCCUCGCUACGUGGGUGAAGUCAUUUCGCAGCUGCACGAGCUGAGCCAGUGGACGACCAAGUGCGCGACCAUGCUCAACCAACACCACCCCUUCCACGCGACACCGCCGAUGCCCAAACCAUCAGUCCCAACAACAAUCCUCUCAGAGGUCGAGCUGCUCAAGCGCAGCCUCAAUGUCGUUGAGAAGCAGCAGUCCAACAAACUCGUGACCGAAAUCGCAUAUCUCCAGUGCGCCCUGCGGAGCGAAGCCGACGAGAAAAUGACGGCGUUCGAGCACUUUGUCGAAACACGCCUCGGCCAGAGCAUCCGCGAGCACACGCACGUCCUUCAGAUGCAGCAGGAUGCAAUUGCAACCAAGAUGGAAGCUAUGGCCGCCACCAUGGGCCUCGUGCGCUCUGAAGUGGACGCGCUACAGACCCGCGUCGGCCAUGUCGAGGAGAUGCUUGAAACAAACGCAAGCGUCACCUCCGAGGCGCUCCAGCGCUUGCAUACGGAAGCAACCCACUACGCGAAGCAGCGCGAGAAGGCCGAUUUGGGCAUCGGCAACCAACUGGCACAAACGCGGCUGCACGUGCAAGACGCGAUUGGGAGUCUCAAAGUACAACGCUACCAAGGGGUUUAUGUCAAAAUGUACAAAACCACAAACUAG